This is a messenger RNA of Tachyglossus aculeatus (Australian echidna), 432 nucleotides long. RefSeq names its product ly6/PLAUR domain-containing protein 2-like. The record is from RefSeq and is a predicted model, not a curated record. The coding region runs from base 3 to 398 and encodes 131 amino acids. Gene Ontology annotation, molecular function: acetylcholine receptor inhibitor activity. Lineage: Eukaryota; Metazoa; Chordata; Mammalia; Monotremata; Tachyglossidae. The transcript is spliced from 3 exons.
AGAUGAAGAUGGUUCUGCGGGCAUCAGUGCUGGUGGUGCUGACAGUGGCUCUGUGCACAGAGCUGGGUGCGGCCCUGUGGUGCUACACCUGUCCCCAGGAGACUGACCUCUCCCAGUGCACACACGUCAUCAACUGCUCCCCGGAGGACACCAUGUGCAAGACUACCACUUACUCUGUGGACUCAGGUUACCCCUUCUUUGGCAACAUCACCGUCACCAAGGGCUGCGCCAGCAAAUGUGUCCCCUCCGACGUGGAUGGCAUCGGGAUCACUCGGCCCGUGUCCUGCUGCAACACAGACCUGUGCAAUGCAGACGGGGCGGCCAGCCUGACGGGCAGCACCCUGACCCUGGGGGCAGCCGCUGCUCUCACCCAUCUCCUGCUCCAGCUCUGGCUGUAACUGGUCCUGUCCCUCAGGCAAGCAGUGGAAUUUA